GUAAAAUUUUUUUAAAGAUUUAAUCCAAUUUUAAUCCAAUUUAUAUUCAUUCUGCUUCCAAAUUUACAAAUAUUUGAUACCAUACCGUGUGUAUUUCACUUCGGCUUCUAUAUCAAUUCGCAGUAACCGGUGCUCGACAAAGCACUCCAAUCAUUAUUGCCUAAAAGCCGGAAUGAUUCAGAGCACCCCUCGUAUGUAGAUCAUGCUUGUGUGGGCUUGAAGAAGAGUUGCGGUUCGCACAUUGUGCUAGUGUAAUAUCAUUAUUUUGACAGUUUCAACGUUGAACGUGGCUUUCAUCAUUUCAUCAGUACUAUGAAGUUAACCGCGAGUUUAUCCGCAGUUCCACUGGCGUCCUUAAUAAUAACUAAAUACAUUAAAUCAUCAAAGAAAGUAGAUGUUCAAUGGAGUCAAGAGACAAAGUUAGUGUUUGAUGAUGUAGUUUUCAACUCCGACGUUUCUAUUUGUCGGUAUUUAGCCAGGUUAUUUCCUGACUACAAAUUAUACGGAGCAUCUACAUUUCAAUACAUCGAGGUCGAUCAUUGGUUAUCUUUCGCAAUCGUACCUAUUGAAAAUAGUCAAAAGUUUCUAAAAAAUAUCAAGUACUUGGACAAACAACUGCAAACGGUGACAUACUUGGUCGGAGAAGCUCUCACAAUCGCUGAUAUAUUCGUAUGGUCGGUUUUAUUCGGUAAUCAAUUCUUGACUAAACUUGGAAACGAAGAUUUCGCGAACGUUCGUCGCUGGUUCUCUUUUAUCGAGUCUCACGAAUGUGUUAGAGAAAGUUUAGAUUCGUUACCAGCAGAAAUUAAGAAAAACAUGGAGCAGCUUACGAAUAAAAGCUCAUCCGGCGCGGUAUCCAAUGAAAGAAAAGAAGAAGGUAAAUUUAUCGAACUUCCUGGCGCCGAAAUGGGCAAAGUUGUUGUUAGAUUUCCUCCGGAAGCCAGUGGGUAUUUACAUAUCGGCCACGCUAAAGCUGCUUUGCUUAAUCAGUAUUAUCAAGAGAAAUUCGAAGGUAAAUUAAUCAUGAGAUUCGACGAUACUAAUCCUGCCAAGGAAAAAGUGAAUUUCGAAAAGGUUAUCCUCGAAGAUUUGCAUUUACUGCAAAUAAAACCGGACAUUUUCACGCAUACGUCGGAUUAUUUCGAUAAAAUGCUAGAAUUUUGCGAACUGCUGCUCCACGAAGGUAGGGCGUAUGUCGACGAUACUGAUCCUGAAGCCAUGAAACAAGAACGAGAACAAAGAGUCGAAUCAAAAAAUAGGAAUAACACUGUCGAGAAAAAUUUCCUAAUGUGGCGUGAAAUGCAGAAAGGUACCGAAUAUGGACAGACUUGCUGUGUUCGUGCUAAAAUCGAUAUGUCCUCGGCUAACGGCUGCUUAAGAGAUCCGACCAUUUACCGGUGUAAGAACGAGACUCAUCCGAAAACGGGAAAUAAAUACAAGGUUUAUCCAACGUAUGAUUUCGCCUGCCCUAUUGUCGAUAGUAUAGAAGGCGUGACGCAUUGUUUAAGAACCACCGAAUACCAUGAUCGAGACGACCAAUUUUAUUGGUUCAUAGACGCUUUAAAACUACGCAAACCUUACAUUUGGGAGUACAGUCGAUUAAAUAUGACGAAUACAGUUCUUUCGAAACGUAAAUUGACCUGGUUCGUCGAAGAAGGAUACGUCGAUGGAUGGGAUGAUGCUCGAUUCCCCACCGUACGCGGUAUUUUACGUCAUGGUAUGACUGUUACUGGUUUAAAACAGUUCAUAAUCGCUCAAGGAUCUUCUAGAUCUGUUGUCAGUAUGGAAUGGGAUAAAAUUUGGGCUUUUAAUAAAAAAGUAAUUGACCCGAUAGCUCCGCGUUACAACGCUCUCGAAUCUCAAGGAACCGUUCCAGUGCUGGUAAAAAAUGUCAAAACUGAAAAAGUCCAAGUUCCUAAACAUCCUAAAAACGAAGAAGUUGGUAAAAAGUUCAUUUGGAAGCAUAAUCGAGUCUUAAUCGAUUACAUCGACGCCGAAGAACUAAAAGAAAACGAAAACACUACUUUUAUCAAUUGGGGAAAUUUAAUGAUCAAAAAAAUCAACAGAGAUGGUGAAAAAAUUACGAGUGUCGAAGCCGAAGAAAAUCUAUCGAAUACCGAUUUCAAAAAAACUUUGAAAUUAACUUGGCUCGCCGAUGUGGAUGAAGCUCCAUUUGUACCCUGCGUUUGCGUCUAUUAUGAUCAUAUCAUUUCAAAGCCUGUUUUAGGCAAAGACGAAGAUUUCAAACAGUAUAUUAAUCCGAAUACAAAAAUCGAAAGAGUAAUGUUAGGUGAUCCAGAACUCAUUAAUGUGAAAAAAGGAGAUAUUAUUCAACUUCAAAGAAGAGGAUUCUACAUUUGCGAUCAAGAAUACCAACCACGAAGCGUGCAUACCGGUUGCGAAACACCGAUAGUGUUAUUUUUCGUACCAGAUGGUCAUUCGAAGGAAAACCCCAUUACAGCUCUUUCGAAAAAAGAAGCAUCCCAUCAAGAAAAUAAAUCAGUAAAAUCCAAAGGCCAAGACAAACAGAAGAAAAACGUUGGAAAAAUUCCUGGUGUUGUUGCGAAUGCUGAUGUUACCGUAGCUCAAGAAGCAGCUAAGCUUUUGGAUGCUAUUAAAAAUCAAGGCGAUCGUGUUAGGCAACUGAAAACUGAGAAAGCAGAAAAGAGCGUUGUCGAUGACGAAGUUGGCACUCUGCUUCAGCUUAAAAAAUCAUUCAAAGCAUUAACGAAUCAAGAGUGGAAACCUGGCGUAACUUUAGAACAAUUAGGUUUCGCCAACGUACCAGUUACCGUUGAAAAACCUCCUAGUACUGCGAAUGAUACUCAAGACAUCGCACGUAUUUUAGAAUCGAUCAAAGAACAGGGUGACCGUAUUCGUGUACUGAAAAGCGAAAAGAAAGAAAAAAAAUUAAUCGACGAGCAGGUAGAAAUUCUAAAACAACUGAAAAAAACUUUUAAAGACGUUACCAAGCAAGAGUGGAAACCAGGUAUUACCUUGGAUCAAAUAGCUCCAUCGAGCUCGAGUUCUUCAAAAGUUACCGAACCAAUUAAAUCGAGUACUGCUCCUACCGAAAGUGCAUUAGAAUCGGAAGACGACCUCUACCAUAAAGUAUGUUUCCAAACUAGUAAAAUACGCCAUAUGCAAGCUUGCAAAGUCGACAAAAAUCGUAUCAAUAUCGAAGUGACCGCGUUAACCGAUCUCAAAGAAAAAUACAGAGUGGCUACGGGAAAACAGUGGACCCAAAAACCAGGCGUCGACAUCAACGAAUAUUACAACCAGCACAUUCAAACGGUUUAUAAUAAAGUUACCGAUCAAGGAAACCGCAUCAGACAAUUGAAAGCGAACAAAGCUUCCAAAGAUGUUAUUGAUUUAGAAGUGAAAACUCUAAAAGAUUUGAAAGUCGAGUAUAAAGAAGCGUCCGGAUCGGAUUACCAACCUCCGGAUAGUAAACCUGCUUCUCAGCCUAGUAAAUCUACCACCGAAACGAGUAAACCAGUCGCUGAUGUAAAAAUGGCCUCCGGUCCCGUUCAAGAUAUCCACGAGAAAAUUGUCCAACAGGGAAAUAAAGUUAGAACGUUGAAAGCUGAAAAUCAACCCAAAGAAGUUAUUAUGAAAGAAGUUGAAGUUUUGAAGAAUUUGAAAGUAGAGUUCAAAGCUGCCAGUGGUAUCGAAUGGACUCCGAAUAUCAACUUGAAUGCUUCCUCCUCUGAAACGAGUAAACCGGUCGCUGAUGUAAAAGUAGCCCCUGGUCCAGUGCAAGAUAUCCACGAAAAAAUUGUCCAACAGGGAAAUAAAGUUAGAACGUUGAAAUCCGAAAAUCAACCCAAAGACGUUAUAAUGAAAGAAGUUGAAAUUUUGAAGAACUUGAAAGGAGAGUUCAAAGCUGCCAGUGGUAUCGAAUGGACUCCGAAUAUCAACUUGAAUGCAGUUUCCACCAAUAAACCUGCUCCAGCUCCUCCGAAGCCGGCUGCUCCGGAGAAAAAGAAAGCUCAAGCUAAGCAGCCUGAAGCUAAAAAAGCUGCAACUGAAGCACCCGCCAGUGGUCUUAAAAAACAAACUCGUCUCGGUUUGGAAGCUACGAAAGAAGAGAAUCUCGCCGAAUGGUAUACUCAGGUCAUUACCAAAGGCGAAUUGAUCGAAUACUACGACGUCAGUGGAUGUUAUACCUUGAGACCUUGGGCUUUUGCCGUUUGGAAAGAAAUUAAAGCUUGGUUCGACGAACAAAUCACCAGCAUGGGAGUAGACGAAUGCUAUUUUCCCAUUUUCGUCUCGAAACACGUGCUUGAAAAAGAGAAAACUCAUAUUGCAGAUUUUGCUCCUGAAGUUGCCUGGGUCACUAAAUCAGGCGAAUCAGAUUUAGAAGAACCGAUCGCCAUUCGUCCUACGAGCGAAACAGUCAUGUAUCCAGCGUACGCUAAAUGGAUCAGAUCUCAUCGAGAUUUACCUAUGAGACUUAAUCAAUGGAAUAAUGUCGUUAGAUGGGAAUUCAAACAUCCGCAACCGUUCCUCAGAACUAGAGAAUUCCUUUGGCAAGAAGGUCAUACGGCGUUCGCUUCGAAAAAAGAAGCCGAAGAAGAAGUCUACACUAUCCUAGAUCUGUAUUCCAAGGUUUACACCGAAUUGCUCGCUGUGCCAGUCGUCAAAGGCAAGAAAACGAAAAAAGAAAAAUUUGCCGGUAGUGAUUUUUCAACUACGGUUGAGGCCUUUAUUUCGGCGAGUGGAAGAGGAAUUCAAGGCGGUACUUCGCACCAUUUAGGCCAAAACUUUUCGAAAAUGUUCGAAAUAGUGUACGAAGAUCCGGAAACUCAAGAGAAGAAAUUCGUCUACCAGAAUUCGUGGGGAUUAACAACGAGGACCAUCGGUGUCAUGAUCAUGGUGCACGGUGAUAAUAAAGGCCUGGUGAUGCCACCGAGAGUUGCCAAAAUACAGGUUGUUAUCGUACCAUGCGGAAUUUCGUCUAGUUUAAAACAAGAAGAUCGAGAUGCGUUGGAAAAAUCGUGCACGGAUUUAGAAAAAAUUCUCAGAUUAUCCGGUAUCAAGGUUUUCUGCGAUUUACGAGAUAAUUACUCAUCCGGUUGGAAAUUCAAUCAUUGGGAACUGAAAGGUGUACCGUUGAGGAUCGAAUUAGGCCCUAAGGAUUUGAAACAAAAUCAACUCAUCGCUGUGAGAAGAGAUACCGGUGAAAAGGUUCCCUUAAAAAGGGAUUUGGUCGAAAUUCACAUAGGAAAAUUGUUGGAAGAAAUUCAGCAAUCUAUGUAUCAAAGAGCUGAAGCUGAUCUGAAAAGUCACACGAUUUUAUGCGAAGAUUGGCCAACGUUUGUUCAGAAAUUAAACGAAAAGAAUGUAAUUCUAUCUCCAUUCUGCGGCGAAGAAAACUGCGAAGAUAAAAUCAAAGAAGACAGUGCCAAAGGAGACACCGCCGAACCAGGAGCACUUACAAGCGGUGCGAAAAGCCUUUGCGUACCUUUUGAUCAACCGAAAAAUAUAAGUGCAACGACUAAAUGCAUCAAUCCAUCGUGUACGAAUCGUCCUCUAAAUUAUACUCUAUUCGGACGCAGUUAUUAAAAGAAUCUCGCGAAUUUGUCGUUUUUGUGUCUGUUUCACUUCGUUUAAUAUUUUUUGUAUGUACUUCGUGACGGAGUGUUCGAUCUGAUAUCAUAUUACUGCGUUUGAAGCAGUCGUUCGUUACGUGAGAAAUUUUAUAAAGAUUUUGUGAUGAUAAAUAAUUUACAGCUUGGGUA
Planococcus citri (citrus mealybug) is the source of this 5744-nucleotide messenger RNA. It is a transcript of the gene GluProRS, whose product is annotated as Glutamyl-prolyl-tRNA synthetase. Gene Ontology annotation, biological process: prolyl-tRNA aminoacylation; glutamyl-tRNA aminoacylation; translation. The transcript is spliced from 28 exons. Gene Ontology annotation, molecular function: glutamate-tRNA ligase activity; proline-tRNA ligase activity; ATP binding. The coding region runs from base 313 to 5568 and encodes 1751 amino acids. Lineage: Eukaryota; Metazoa; Arthropoda; Insecta; Hemiptera; Pseudococcidae. Gene Ontology annotation, cellular component: aminoacyl-tRNA synthetase multienzyme complex; cytoplasm. The record is from RefSeq and is a predicted model, not a curated record.